CACGCUAUAGCAGAGAACUAGGCAGGCCAACUUGCAGAGAGUGCAGCUCAGCCUCGGCAGCGGCUGCUUCCCACUUGGGGGUCUUCGGAGAGCAUCGCGCUCCCCAUGUGCGCCGCUGUGCCCGUUGGAUGUUGAGAAAUCGCGCCGUGCGCCUCUUCAGGAGCCACCAUGUCAAACCCGACCCACGACCCGUUCUACUCGUCUCCUUUCGGACCCUUCUACAGGAGACACUCGCCCUACAUGGUCCAGCCCGAGUAUCGGAUCUACGAGAUGAACAAGCGGCUGCAGACGCGCACAGAGGAAAGUGACAGUUUGUGGUGGGAUGCUUUUGCUACAGAGUUUUUUGAGGAGGACGCCACCCUCACGCUCUCCUUCUGCCUGGAAGAUGGACCAAAGAGAUAUACGAUCGGCCGGACGUUGAUCCCCCGUUACUUCAGCACGGUAUUCGAGGGAGGGGUCAGCGAGCUCCACUACAUCCUCAAACACUCCAAGGAGUCCUUUCACAACUCCUGCAUCACCCUGGACUGUGAACAGUGCACCAUGGUCACCCAGCACGGGAAGCCGAUGUUUACAAAGGUUUGUACGGAGGGACGUAUGAUACUGGAGUUCGCCUUUGAUGAUCUGAUGAGGAUCAAGACGUGGCACUUUACCAUUCGGCAGUACCGAGAGCUCAUCCCCCGCAGCAUCCUCGCCAUGCACGCACAAGACCCUCAGGUGCUGGAACAACUGUCCAAAAACAUCACUCGCAUGGGUUUGACCAACUUCACCCUCAACUACCUCAGGUUGUGUGUCAUCCUGGAGCCCAUGCAGGAGCUCAUGUCGCGGCACAAGACCUACAACCUCAGCCCCCGGGACUGUCUCAAGACAUGCCUAUUCCAGAAAUGGCAGAGAAUGGUAGCUCCACCAGCUGGACACCCACAGAACUUCAAAACGGAAAUAUUCCCCACAAAUCACAAAAAAGCCGAGCCUGCCCGACAGACGACCACCAAGAGGAGGAAACGGAAGAACUCGGCCAGCAGCGCAAACAGCAGCGUGGGAACCACCGCCGGCAAGAAACGCAGCCCCGCCACCAACUUCAGCCUCUCCAGUCAGGUACCUGACGUGAUGGUGGUGGGCGAGCCGACCCUGAUGGGCGGCGAGUUCGGGGACGAGGAUGAGCGUCUGAUCACCCGUCUGGAGAACACACAGUACGACGCCACCAACGGCCUGGACGACGAGGACGACUUCAACGGCUCCCCGGCGCUGGGCAACAACGGCCCCUGGAGCAGCAAACCCCCGGCCGCUCAGGACAGCAAGCCCGAGAGCACGGCGCCCCAAGCCUCUCAGUAAAACAAGAAGAAGAAGAAAGAGAAGAAGAAGAAAAACAACAGAUCCUCCUCGGCUCCAUGUGGACUGGACUUUUUUAACCUUACCCCCCUUUUUUCCCCUGAGGGCUUCAUAACAUUGAACCCACUCCUCCCCCGCCCCCCGUCUGCAAACUCUUCACCGGCAUGUCCAGCCAAAAUAUGUCCUCUUCUUCUUCUCUGAAUCACUGUAACAUCUCAGAGAACAUUGAGGUUGGCACAGCAAUAUCCACAUGACACAGACAUCAAAAUUUGUGUACAAGUCGUAUGCAACUGUAAUGUAAAAAAUAAAAAGGCGAGGCGUCUGCAUUUUUUGGGGGGGAGGAAUGCAGUGGAAAAUCCAGUUCAGAUUCUCCUUCCUCGGACCCCUCGGAUAUACAAACUGCUCGUCUGGUGGAAUACAGCAGCUGUGAUUGGUUGACCUGCAGGUCACGAGUCAUCAUGCUGACGGUAGACAGUGAGGAGAGAAAAAAGAAGAAUAAAAAAAACAACAAACAAAAUGUCUUUAAAAAAAAAAAAAAAAAAAAAGGAAAAGCUCAACCGUGAGAAUUCAAGGUGUUUUUUUUAAAAAAACAGCCACUGGAAGCAUCUCACCACAGCGGAGACAAAUGAAACACUGUUUGAGGGCGAAUGCAUUUUUUCUUCUAGACUCAGUUUGCUGUUGGUUUUGUUUUCUGCUCUUGCUUUUUUAUUUCCAUUUCCAAUUAAGGGGGAGAUAAAGAAAUUCUCUACCGCAAUGGACUGCGUUCAAACGAGGAAAAAAAUUGCGUCCUCGGAUUGUUUUUUUUUUCCACAUUUAACCGCGUCACAGAUUGUGAUUUCAUGCAAACCAGUUUGAUUGUGUUUGUAGUCAAUUGGUAUUUUUGCUUCUCUCAGAACACCCCGUUUUCUGCAAUCACGUUGUAAUUUUGCCGUUUAGUAGUGAACUUAACACACAUUGAUGCGUUAAUGCUGAUUUUUUUUUUCCUUCUCCCUUCUUGAAAAAUUGGACUUCUUUCCCUUUAACGACCUAACUCCCAAACUGAUACUAAAAGCCUUUUUCCUGCAUGAUUUUAUAGGAUUUUUUAUUUUCUUUGAUAUAUGUACUUUUUAAAAAACCAUCCGUUGUUUUUCGGGUUCAUCAGUUUGGGAACACUGUUAAAAGGUUUGUAGCUCUGUACAUAGAGGUGGAAUCUAUUUUGUCCACUGUAAAAUCAGCCACUGAAAAAGCAGUUUGGAUAUGGCAGCUGUUUUGUUUUGUGCAGGAGACUCAGAUUUCUGUCGGGUGGUGUCUGGAUGGACUUUGUUUGCCUCCUAUGUUUCCCUCUUGAGCUAGUGCAGAACCAAAGCCACAAAGUUAGCCGUCACACGAUCACAUUUCUUGUGUAUUCUGUGACAUGACAAGGGAAAACAAAACAUUUUUUUAAAAAUGACACGCAGAUCGAGUCACCUCCACCCCGCAGAAAUGCUUUGAGAUCCCUGCGUUUGUGUUCACGAUUGUUUGAAUCGAUAUUAUAUCCCUGAUCCUCGUUUUUGUUGGACUUUAGUUUGAAAAAUGGGCGAGAAGACAGCCACAGACGUCUUUAUACAAUUGGAUCUUAUGGGUAUUUAUUUGUGCAUUUGUAAGGAAGCUAACACAUUUCUAAAUAUGUUUGAGCCUAGUAUUAUUAGACACCAUUUGUACAUUAUAUAGCAGAGGUGUUCAGUGUCAUAUCUGAUGUCUGGUAUGUAUGCUUUACCAUUAUGUGUGCCAAUAAACCGUGCUUACAAAGGA
Molecule: messenger RNA, 3096 nt
Organism: Labrus mixtus (cuckoo wrasse)
Lineage: Eukaryota; Metazoa; Chordata; Actinopteri; Labriformes; Labridae
Gene: ldb2a
Product: LIM domain binding 2a
Exons: 9
Coding region: 169-1329 (386 amino acids)
Biological process (GO): positive regulation of transcription by RNA polymerase II; negative regulation of transcription by RNA polymerase II; nervous system development
Cellular component (GO): transcription regulator complex; nucleus
Molecular function (GO): LIM domain binding
Source: RefSeq, a predicted model, not a curated record